Messenger RNA from Diaporthe amygdali, 387 nucleotides. RefSeq lists its product as uncharacterized. The transcript has 3 exons. The record is from RefSeq and is a predicted model, not a curated record. Bases 1 to 387 code for a protein of 128 amino acids. NCBI's taxonomy places the organism in Eukaryota, Fungi, Ascomycota, Sordariomycetes, Diaporthales, Diaporthaceae.
AUGGUGAUCACCACCAUGGCUUCACCUCUUGCGAUCCGCGACGAUGCUCCUCCUCCUAAGGGAGGUAACCUCACCUGGUGCAUCACCAACCAGUCUGGCUACAACACUGUGGGCAUCCACAACAACUUCGAUACUCAGGAGAUCGAUGCCUACAUUUUCGACAGCAACUGCAAUGUGCUCACCAGCACCAAUGAGGUCCUCACCGAUUCGAACUACACCAUCAGCUGGAAGGAUGGCUCGGGCAACUCCAAGACCGGAUACAUCUACGUCCACGAUGUGACGGGUGGCAGUGACGAGUUCUGGUGCAACGGCGCCCACUACCAGGACGGAUGGACCUUCGAGAGCCCUUUGCCCGUCUACUACGAGUACCGCUACUUUACGUGCUGA